AUGGAUUUUCGCAACGAAAACGUUGACAUGAGCCAAAGUUCGCAUCGCAGGAGGAGCAGGACGCCCCGCCCGAACCAACCGCCACUUCCUACACGGCUCAUUAAUAACACUGUGUCUGUGGACGCUCCGCAGGACCAGGCCCUCUCUCAACAUCUGCUCCGACAGAACCAAGAGCUGAAGCUACAGUUGGAGAGGGAACAGCAGAGGAACCAGGCCUCCCAGGAAGAGCUUCUCACACAGAUACGCUCGAAACCAUACUGGACUGUAAAGAUAAGAAAGCACAUCCUGGAUGCAAUCUCUGAGACGUCCCGACAGAAGGCCGCUCUGAGGAACCAGAUCACAGCUCUGCAACAAGAGCUGCAGCAGGAGAAGGAGUCACUGAGGAGUCAGGUGACCCAACUUCAGUCAGAUCUGAGUGAGAGUGACCAAGCCACAGUCACAGCCGAGAGACAUCAGGAGCAGUUACAGACAGAAACGCAGAAGCUAUCAACAACACUAGACUCUCUCACGUCUGUCCUGAACCAGGAGAAGUGUCUCACCAGUGAAGCUGAGCGCAAACUGCAGGAGAAGGAGAGAGAGACGCACGAGCUGAAGAUACAAGUGUCCACCCUAAGAUCUGCCCUGGACCAGGAGAAGCAGGCCACCAGAGAGGCCCAGACCUCCCAGACUGCUCUGCUGCAGCUGGUAGAGGAGCUCAAAGAAAAGCUUCAGACUGAACAGGAGCAGAUACGGGCCGUCAAAGCACAGUGUGAGAAUGUCCAGAAUGAGCACAACAAGGAGCUGGGGGAUAAAGAGUGUGAGAUCAAUCAUCUGAAACAACAGAAGGCUUCUGCUUUUUCUGCACAAGAGGAGGAAGCCCGAGAAGCUGUGUGGGCAGAGAUCGCAGACCUUAAAGUCGCCAACUUUGACCUUGAGGAAAAGGUGAUGAAAAGAGACAAUCGAACCCAGGCCCACCAGGAUACCCAGCGGUCCGAAGAAGAGAAAAGUCUGAAAGGUCAGGUGACCGAGCUCAGACAGGUCCUGCGCGAGGAGAACCUGAUAUGUGUUUCAGUGCAUAAACCAAACUCCCGAGUCCACCUCCCGAGUCCACCUCCCAAGUCCACCUCUCGAGUCCACCUCCCGAGUCCACCUCCCGAGUCCACCUCCCGAGUCCACCUCCCGAGUCCACCUCCCGAGUCCACCUCCCGAGUCCACCUCCCGAGUCCACCUCCCGAGUCCACCUCCCGAGUCCACCUCCCGAGUCCACCUCCCGAGUCCACCUCCCGAGUCCAGCUCCCGAGUCCAGCUCCCGAGUCCACCUCCCGAGUCCACCUCCCGAGUCCACCUCCCGAGUCCAGCUCCCGAGUCCACCUCCCGAGUCCACCUCCCGAGUCCACCUCCCGAGUCCACCCCCCGAGUCCACCCCCCGAGUCCACCUCCCGAGUCCACCCCCCGAGUCCACCCCCCGAGUCCACCCCCCGAGUCCAGCUCCCAAGUCCAGCGUCCCGAGUCUAG
Knipowitschia caucasica is the source of this 1494-nucleotide messenger RNA. The record is from the annotation of a GenBank genome assembly. NCBI's taxonomy places the organism in Eukaryota, Metazoa, Chordata, Actinopteri, Gobiiformes, Gobiidae.